Magallana angulata is the source of this 4108-nucleotide messenger RNA. Its product is annotated as probable serine/threonine-protein kinase pats1. Lineage: Eukaryota; Metazoa; Mollusca; Bivalvia; Ostreida; Ostreidae. The record is from RefSeq and is a predicted model, not a curated record. The transcript has 4 exons. Gene Ontology annotation, molecular function: protein binding. The coding region runs from base 321 to 3386 and encodes 1021 amino acids.
CUUCUGAAGAAUGCUUUUAUAAUUUCUAUAGGGAUUACAACAUUUAUCGGAAACUCUUUGAAUAUAAAAACGCGUAUGACAAGUGAUUUAAAGGCUUGUAGCACAUCGUAAUUUAACAUUUAAAGUUAGUUUUCCCUCGAUAUUGUCCAUAUUGAGCAGUGGCUGUAUUUUUCUAGUUUAACAUUGUUCGUUAAUUUGAGUGUGUUCAGGUGGAUUAUUGUCAAACAUGAAUGUAAUUAACAUUACCGACAACCCUUUCAAGCCAAACGUUGCGAGGAGAAGCGUUCAGACGGUGCCGAGUACAUCAGAUCGGCGUCAAGAUGAACAGGCGUAAACAGCCGUUGCAGACGGCAUCGCAUGCAACGCAAAAGAAACCUCGCCGUGUUAAAAUUUCAAAAAACCUAGCCCCUCCUCUAAUGGCACACCUAGGAUACCAAGGUGCGCGUCACUUGCAUCCCCAGCGUCUUCCAACCAAAUCAGCGGAGAAGACGGUGUCGGUCCGACUUCUUGACCUUGGAAAUGAGACCAUCGAAAACGUACAGAAAAUUGCCGAGACAGUGAAACGACUGAUGGUUCCGGGACUGUGUUUGAAAUCCAUCCCCGAAAACUUAACGGACCGACUUGUAGUGCUUGAAAAACUUGAUUUAAGUAAUAACCAGUUGUCCGAUGGAAGUUUACCGGAGUCGAUGAAAAGGUUAGAACAUUUAGUGGAAUUAAAUCUGAAUACGAAUAAUUUUACAAAAGUUCCACCGGCUCUCAAAAAAUUGAAAUCCUUAUCAAGGCUUGAUCUCAGUGAAAACAGUAUUGAUAGUCUGAAUGGAUUGGAUAAACUACGUAAAAUCCAGAUACUAGUCGUAGAUAAUAACAAAUUGACUUCAGUUUUUAAGGAAGUUUGUCAUCUGAAAAGGCUGGAGAUUUUUCGGUGCAGAAAUAACUAUGUUAAGGAUAUCGGCGUUGAAAUUCGGCAGAUGAAACAGCUUAGAGAUUUGGAUAUCUCUAACAACAAAUUAUCAAUUCUUCCAACCGACGUUUUGCUUCUUCCGAGUUUGGAAACACUGAAUGCUAGUCGAAACAAAAUAACGAAGAUUCCAGCUUUCAACAUUAAAUUACACAAUCGUCACUAUGUGUCGGAAAUUGAUCUUUCGGACAAUCAAAUUACAGUAUUUCCUGGUCAUCUUUUACGAAUGACGGAGAAAUUGGAUUUGAGUAGCAAUCAGAUUAAAAUUCUCAAUAUGAACGCAAUGAAAGAGUUAGAACGGAAUCCAAACCAGGAGUUAAUAGUUGACGACAAUCCGCUUGUCUUCCCACCAGCAGAAAUAACUGGACAAAAUGCUAUAUUAGCAUAUAUUCAGGAGGCUCGACUGAACACACCCGUGUACCGUGGAAUGAAGAUUUUGGUUAUUGGAUCGCAUAGAAGUGGAAAAUCAAGUCUGAUUCAAUCUAUGGUGGACAAUCAAGCAAGGCUGGCAGAAGAUCUAAAUGAAAGUGUUGCUGGAAUUGAUCUUUACGACUUAGUGCUUGACUGUGAAAUGAAAGUCAAAAAUGAAGAGGAUGGAAAGAUGCAAAAAGAAAUUCGUCCCCUUCAACUUUGCCUUUGGGAUUUCUGUGGACAUCCUUAUUACCAGUUUCCACACUACUUGUUCUUUGAACAACCUUCGGUUGCUUUACUAACUUUCAACAUGAAAGAGUUUACUCCGCAAAAAUUCAACGACAUGAUAGGAUGCUGGCUAGAUUGGAUGAUUGCAAAGACAAAUAGUCUAAAGGUUGUGCUAGUUGGAACCCAGUGUGACAAAAUGUCAAAGGAGAAAAUCAAGGAAGUAAAAUCUGAAGUGAAAAAACAGAUGACCGAAUUCAAAAACUACCACGAAAGUAUUCUUAAUGAAAGAAUUAAUCACAUAUCCCAGAAGUCAGAGAUCUCACCAACUCUUACUGAGAGGAUGUUUUCGUAUAGGAAGCUAUUGAUCUUUACAGAUACUUUCACUGUACAAUCUGACGUCAUAGCUACAUCAUCAGCAGAGUUUGUAGGGUUUGACCAGCUUCGAAAAAGCAUUGAACUAAUCGCAAAAGACGAAAACCAGUUCCCACCAACUCCGGAGUAUAAUUUACCACUCGUUUUACACAAAGUAAAGACAUUCUGGGUUGAUGUCGAAAACUAUCUAGAUGAGAAAUCCAAUUCGAUGGUGGUUCCCAUAAUGCCUUGGGAUGAGUAUGUCGAGGAGGUAACAACAAAGUUUGGAAUGAAAAAACAAAUUAAAGACAUUACGCAAUACCUUCAUGUGACUGGCAAGGUGCUUUGGUUUUCCACGGCACCCGUUCUUUGUAACUAUGUGUUUAUACGCCCAGCCUGGCUGUUUGAAUUACUACGUAAUAUAUAUCGUCAUGAUUUCGAAGAAAAAGUUGACUUUGCCACUGACGAUACUUACAAGCAGAUGGGAUUUUCGCAGACUCGAUUUGACAGAAACAAGAGAGAGUUGCUGCAACAAGGAGUAAUGGACAAAGACUUUUUGCGUGCCAUCGUUGGUUACCUUAUUCCCCCUGAUAUGAAAGAACAAUUCAAUUUCAUGUUAGAUAUACUUCUUCGAGGUUUCAAAAUAGGUUAUCCCGCUGCAAAAAAGACCAAGGAAAUGACAUAUAAUCUCAGCCCUGAAAUUGAAAAUGUCGACAAUGUUUCCAAAAUAUUGAUACCGUGGAUUAGAAACACAGAGGAACCUGAAGAGGUGACAUCAUUAUGGGAAGACCACAACGACCGGGAAAGGGUAGCUGCCUUAUUGAGAUUUCCAAAAUACAUGCCGCCAGGUUUGUUCGAGCUUUUGUGUGUUGGUGCACAAAAAGUGGAGAAGCAUAAUCUUACCUUCAAAGCACAUUGGAGCAACGGUAUUUUAGCUCGACACAAUAAAAUCGACGCUGUACUGAUGAUUAGCUAUACAAAUGGCCCAAAAGGGAAGGGUGCUAGUUUGAAGUAUGAGUUAAGAGAUGACAGCCCAGACCCAAUGUAUUAUCCAACAAGGCCAGCGGCAAUGUGGACAAUACUUCUUCCGCUUCUACAAGACUUUGAAGAAAUAAUUAAGUCAUUUAAAGGUGUCCUAGUCGAGAGACAGAUGCUCUGCAAGUUUUGCCAAAAUCCUUCUUUCCUUGGAGAAUGGAAUACGCCAAAAGAGACUCAGAAUCUGCCGGAGAAAAUCUGUGAAGUUUGCAACGAGAAAGUAGACACUGAUACUUUGGUUCAGCAACGAGAGGAAAAAAGAGAUGACGUGCUGCUUAAGUUAGGAGAAAUUCGAGCACGAAGAAAAGGCGCCAUGGCAAAAGGAAUGACUCUUCAGCAGAUGCUUCACGAAGAAGAAUUAGAUAAUCCAAACUAUGGUCGCGAACGACGCAGAAACGUAUGAAUGAUUCAGACACCUGAUAUGUCUAGUCUUCUGCCGAUCCCAACCAUAAAUGUAGGGUCCGGAGAAGAAUCAGAAACUGUUGAGGCAGACGAUGCAACCCAGGAAAAUAUGGAGAAUAUCCGCACACUUUUUCUCUUGAACUUUCCUGUCAAUGAUGACGAGCAAAUGUCAGCAAUGGAAACACGUGACCAGAGUGAAAGCGACGAAGUUGUUGAUUGAAAUCGACAUCGGACAAUACGAUAACUACAAUCACUUAAAGUACUUUCAUCAAAGUAUGACAUUCAAAGAGUUUUGAGAGCCUUGUUAUGUCAAUCUAUUAUAAUAACGAUGGAUAAGUGAGGAAGUUUUCACUCUGUAGAAUUUAUGAUUUGUUUAGAUAUGAAAUUAAGGAGAGUCAUUGCUUUGUAUGAUUUUGCACAGUUUUACAAUUAAAAAAAUAUGGUGCAUUGUAAGUUUUAACAACGCAAUAAUGUUUCUGUUUUGUUUCCAUUAAUUCAUGUUUGGAAAUCAGAUAUGUUAUGUGUUAGAUUUUAGUAUUAUAUGUUACAAAGGAAUUGUUUGUAUUGCACCAGCUGUUAAAAUUUCGCUAUCAGACUUCAAUUUCCUAUUAUCAUAUAGUUAUUUAUUUAUUCGUUGAUUCUUUAAAUGUUGUAAGGGUGGUGAUGGCUCAUUCUUAGUAGCUCAAAUCUAUAUAUGUACAUUUAUUGUUUUAUUGUAUCAGU